GAUGCGUAUCAUCAGGGUGGGUGGGGAGCAGAUGUCAACACUCAACAGUGAGAAGAUGAUUGAUGGAGCUGUCAGAUGGGACGACCACCUCCGAACAUCCUCUGUCUUUUUCCCUUUCUCACCGCUCCUUCUUUUUCCCUGCACCAUCACACUGGUAGCGUAAAGCGGCCAGCGGACGGGGAGAGGGAGAGAGAGAGAGGGGAGGAGCGGAUAGGGGAUGGUGGCACUUGAAAUUUCAGUCACGAUCUUCGUCUUCUGAGAAAACUCAUUAGAGCUCUAUUCUGUUCGGUUCUGGUUCUUAGCGGCUGCUGCUAUAAUCUCGUCGGGCGCUCGGUUUCUUGAUUUCCAUGGAUUCCCGAGAACAGGAUGGUGGUGCAAUGAGCGGAGUAAUUGAAGAUCUUACAUCUGUUCACCAAGGAAAACGACCUAACCUUUCCAUUGAGAUACCCCCAAGAAGUAUGGGAGUUUCCUCUAUGAAUUUAGUGAAAAAAUAUAUACCUUCAACACCUGGUUCUGUUUCCACUAGAGUGAAUAAUCUCCCCACAUGCAGUCCUGCAUCUGCAAGAAUACAGGCUUCACCAUGUUCAUCUUCAUCUAAAGCUAGACCCUCCAUAAAAAAUCUCCUCCCAGGAUUAAGCUUCAAGUUUCGCAGUUCAGCUUUGGAAAUUGAGAAAGAUGAUGUUCAAGUUCUGGAGGCAUCAUCUGGAGGAAGGCGAGAGAAACCUUCUGUCCUGAGGUCAUUUUCUUUUACAAAGAUAUUCAGCCCUACUGUGAGAAGAACAUCGUCCCUACCAACUGACCCACCCGAAGUUCUAGAUGACAAUACUUUCCAUGAAGCUAGUGUAAAUGAUAGCAUCUCCUUGGAAAAAAAAGAAUUUCAACGGCAUAUUUCUCGUUCACUUUCGCUACCCUCAAAUGCUAAAAGUAUCAAAACAAGGAGUAUUAAAAGGAUGGAUUCUUUAGGCGGUGUACUUCGAGUAAUUCCUUCUACGCCACAAGUAGUGGGCACCAGUGCUGCUGUGCCAGAGGUCAUCACUGCUGUAGAUUGUGAAAUUGGUGAUGAUGGUGAGGAUAUACCUGAGGAAGAGGCUGUUUGUCGAAUUUGUAUGAUUGAGCUGAGUGAGGGAAGUGAUACUCUUAAAUUGGAAUGUAACUGCAAGGGUGACCUUGCUCUAGCCCAUCAAGAAUGUGCUAUGAAGUGGUUUAGCAUCAAGGGUAAUAGAAAUUGUGAAGUUUGUAAGCAAGAGGUUCAGAACCUACCUGUUACCCUGUUACGGAUACGAAGUGUUCAGACAUCUGCUACACGCACUGGUAAUACCUCAAAUCAAACAACGGUGUAUAGAUACAGGUUCUGGCAUGACAUGCCUAUCCUCGUAAUUGUAAGCAUGCUUGCCUACUUUUGCUUCCUCGAACAACUGUUGGUUGCAGACAAUGGUACUGCUGCUCUAGCCAUCUCUUUGCCUUUUUCUUGCAUCUUGGGUCUUUUUGCAUCUCUGACUUCAUCCACAAUGGUGAUGAAGCGAUAUAUUUGGGUCUAUGCAGCAGUUCAGUUUCUGCUGGUUGUUUUCUUUGCUCAUCUUUUCUACUCAUAUUUUCAUAUGCAAACUGUCAUAUCUAUCAUCCUUGCCACGUUUGCUGGAUUUGGCGUUGCAAUGAGUGUGAGUUCUCUUGUUGUUGAGUUAUUGAGAUGGAGGAGAAGAUGGCUGGCUGGCUCAGAAAACCAUCGUAGAUCUCAAGGGACGGGGCCAACUCCUCGACCAGUGACAAGCACCAACCAUCCACAUCCAACUGCUGAACUAGAUGGAGUUAAUAUUGAAAUUCCAGUCAUGUCUCAGGCCUGAGUGGCAGCAGGCAUUAGGUUUGUAAGAAUUCUUAAUAUUAAAUGACAAGAUGGCCGUCUGUUUUUUUGGGCAAAAAAAUCAACUGGAUCGAUUUCAAUUUGGUUUGCUUCUUUUUGACUGCUUUUUCAAAUGCCAUUGUUGGUGUUGGACUGCUGUUUUAUGAAGUUAAUGCCUGGGACCGUGUUGAUGCCUCACUCAGUUGUAUAUUAUAAGUAUGCUACCAGUAAAAUUGAAUUACUUGGGUUCUUGCCA
This is a messenger RNA of Elaeis guineensis (African oil palm), 2093 nucleotides long. RefSeq lists its product as uncharacterized. Gene Ontology annotation, molecular function: zinc ion binding. Lineage: Eukaryota; Viridiplantae; Streptophyta; Magnoliopsida; Arecales; Arecaceae. The record is from RefSeq and is a predicted model, not a curated record.